UCUCUGCACUCACAGCUCUUUCAGUGCAAUUUCAGAGAUCAUCCAGUGCUGAGGAACCAGACGGACGCUCCGAGCUGUUGGAGGUUCGCUGCUGAGGAAAAUCACGCUGCAGUUAUGACUGAUUCAGUCUUAUUGAAGUGGAGAACGCAGAACCCUUUCUGCUCAGGGGUCACAUCGACUCACAGGCUGAAGCGAGCCGUCUUCCACAGACAAACCCUGACCCCCUCUUUCUAUUGCCUCAGUGUUUGCCAGGGUUCAUUAUGAGUAGGGAGAGUGAGGCGCGGUCUCCACUAGAUGACUCAGAAGUGGAGGUCUUCAGGGAGGAGCUGGACGAGGAUGACGAUCCAAAAGUGUGUCAGGUGUGUGGAGACAAAGCUACGGGAUACCACUUUAAUGCCAUGACCUGCGAGGGCUGCAAAGGCUUCUUCAGGCGAGCCAUGAAGGGUCCGGCCAAAUUCCGUUGUCCGUUCCAGAGCAACUGUGUCAUCACCAAGAGCAACCGGCGCCAAUGCCAGUUCUGCCGGCUACAGAAGUGUCUCUCCAUCGGCAUGCUCAAGGAAUUGAUCAUGUCAGACGAGGCUGUGGAGAAGCGGAGAAUGCUGAUCCGGAGAAAGAGGAUGGCAGAGGAGCCCCCUGUGCUGUCGGAGCAGCAAGAAGCUGUAAUUCAGGAGCUGCUAGAAGCGCACAGAAAGACUUUCGACUUGACCUUCUCCAACUUCGACCAAUUCCGGCCCAUAGACCGGAAUCAGGACCCAAUAACCGAAUACAUGCAGGAGUGCACCGACUCCCAGUCUGUGAGAGCAGAGAGUUCCAGAGAACCAGUGGUGAACCUUCUUCCUCACGGCUCCUGUUCCUCGAGUGUCUGCCAUGUAGAGGACUCGGAGAACGGUGACAAGAGAAGAAAAACCGUGUUCACCACUCUGCCUCACUUGACCGACCUGAGCACCUACAUGAUACAGAACGUCAUCAACUACGCUAAGGUGCUCAGACCUUUCAGGGCUCUGACUAUAGACGAUCAGAUAUCGCUGCUGAAGGGAGCCACGUUUGAGAUUGUACAGAUGCUCUUCAACAUGACGUUCAACGAGAACACAGGGAUAUGGGAGUGUGGCUCGCUGCGGUACUGCAUGGAUGAUGCCAAGCGUGCAGGUUUUCAGCACCACCUGCUGGACCCUCUGAUGAAGUUUCAUUUCACACUACGCAAACUACACUUAGAUGAGACGGAGUACGUGCUAAUGCAGGCGAUCUCACUCUUCUCACCAGACCGGCCAGGUGUCACUCAGAACAGUGUCAUUGAUAAGUACCAAGAGAUGUUGUCCCUUGUACUGAAGACCUAUAUUGAGACCAAGAGAAGUGGCCCUGAGAAAUACUUGCUGUUCCCCAAGAUCAUAGCGUGCCUGACCGAAAUGAGGACUAUGAAUGAGGAACACACCAAACAACUCCUGCAGAUUCAGGACAUCCAGCCGGAAGUAUCUCCACUCAUGCUGGAGAUAGUGAGCAAAAACAGCUAACUCCGCCUCUGCCCUUCACUCUCCAGCUGCCUCACUGUGGAUCAGACUUCAACAACCUGCAGCAGCAGCAUCAGCCAGAGCUGCAGCUGAGUGUCACAUGUUCAGAUAACUCCUUAUUAAUGGAGAUCCUUUCAUUCUUAAGGCGUUUUCAUACCUAGUUUGUUUGGAGGAGUUUCAGAUCCAGAGUUUGAUUAGAUCCUACUGUUUGAUUGGUUUGGGCCAGUCAUGCUCAAACGUGGACCAAAACAACUGGGCUGAGACCCUACUGAGAUGGUCUUGGUCUGGUUUUAUACAAACCCCAGAGCGGUUUCUGAGGUGUAAACACAAUCUGACUGAUCAAAAUUGGGUAAAAUGUGCAUGUGUUAGGAGGACUCAGUCAUUAUUACCUUUAACAAACCCUCGUUAACAAUUUCCCUUUGAGAGAAUCCCCCCUGAGGGUCAGUGGAGCAAUGGACAGCUGUUAAUAAGCUAAGGAGUCAUCAUAAAAUACAUAAUGCUUAUUUCAUAUACAUUGAGAACCUCUGUGUCUGUUUGGGCUAUACAUUCUGACCAGUUGUGAUAUCUCAGUAUCCGUAAGCAUUCAUGAAUAGAUUUCCUAUCAGCUGGAACAAAAAAGAAAAAUAGAUUUCAGCUGAAAUGAAAUGUAGAGCUGUGCCUUACCAUUUUUGGUGACACCACAAGUGAACAAGUAUGUGUUAAAAGCACCAAUGAAACAAGGCCAUGGAAAUUAUACAAAGCUAUUGUUUACGGUUAAAGAGGCUACUUAUUAAAAUCAUAGGAAUACAGGAGUAAAAGGCUUUUGGUCAUCUAGGCUGUUGUAGAUGCUCCAUUUUCGAUUUUCCAGGGGAAAAAUUGUAACUGCCCUCCAAAAUUUCCACAAGGUGUAAAAUAAUACAGCAUAGUUCACUUAAAAUUCUGCCAGAUCAGCGCAACUGACCCAGUAGAGAUUUGUUAGGCAAACAGAUUAUAGGUCUGAAAACGCCUUUUGUUUCAUAGCUAGAGGGCAGAACUGGACAUAGUCAGGCCUUUUUCACUUCUAUGCAUUUACGAGGUGAAAUUUCAGUAUUGGCAGUGUGCUGCCAUCUAGUGUUCUGGAGCAGUACCACUGAACUCCUUACAUUACAGAAUUACAGAUAUACAUGCUGUUUGCUUUAUGUUCA
Molecule: messenger RNA, 2668 nt
Organism: Pygocentrus nattereri (red-bellied piranha)
Lineage: Eukaryota; Metazoa; Chordata; Actinopteri; Characiformes; Serrasalmidae
Gene: nr1i2
Product: nuclear receptor subfamily 1, group I, member 2
Exons: 9
Coding region: 261-1508 (415 amino acids)
Biological process (GO): cell differentiation; negative regulation of transcription by RNA polymerase II; positive regulation of transcription by RNA polymerase II
Cellular component (GO): nucleus
Molecular function (GO): nuclear receptor activity; RNA polymerase II cis-regulatory region sequence-specific DNA binding; zinc ion binding
Source: RefSeq, a predicted model, not a curated record